Molecule: messenger RNA, 2189 nt
Organism: Danio aesculapii
Lineage: Eukaryota; Metazoa; Chordata; Actinopteri; Cypriniformes; Danionidae
Gene: ncs1a
Product: neuronal calcium sensor 1a
Exons: 8
Coding region: 523-1095 (190 amino acids)
Molecular function (GO): calcium sensitive guanylate cyclase activator activity; calcium ion binding
Source: RefSeq, a predicted model, not a curated record
AAGAGGGUGUGAGAGAGUCAUGUCUGAGAGAGUCAGUCAUUCAGUGAAUCGUUCCCUCUUCUUGUGCACCGAGGCAAACAGUUGCAAGCUCCCAACUACAGAGUGCUUCUGCUGGACUCGAGCUCUGCCCUAAGCCGCUGAGGAACCGCAGACGCUGGAGGAGGAGGUGGAGGAAAAGGAGGAGGGACACCGGUGAACAGAUUAAAGCCCUCUCUGCUCCUCUCUCUCUUUCAUUCCCUCCGAGUGAGGAGAGAUAACUCUGGGCUCUGCAUGCUGUAAUCACAUUGCUUCUGUGUAAUUUGCUCCUCUCCAUUACUUGUCCUUCCUCUUCUUUUUUUAAACUCUGCUGCGGUCUGGAGGAAAGGCACCAUUCUAAGGGACUUGUGCCUCUCGCGUGCUUUUCCCCUUUUCCCUUUCCUUCUCGCUCUCUCUCUCCUUCUUUCUCUCUUUAAAUGUGAGUGGAAGGUGGAAUUGGGGGAGUGAUUUAGGGAGUGGGAUAAAGCGUUGUGGCCAGCUGGAGAGAUGGGCAAAUCCAACAGCAAACUAAAGCCUGAGGUAGUGGAAGAUUUGUGCAGAAAGACCUACUUCACAGAGAAGGAAGUACAGCAGUGGUAUAAGGGUUUUAUUAAAGACUGCCCCAGUGGUCAACUGGACUCUUCUGGCUUUCAGAAAAUCUACAAACAGUUCUUCCCCUUCGGUGAUCCAACCAAAUUUGCCACAUUUGUCUUCAAUGUCUUUGAUGAGAACAAGGAUGGACGCAUUGAGUUUGCAGAGUUUAUUCAAGCUCUGUCUGUCACAUCAAGAGGAACACUGGAUGAAAAACUCAGAUGGGCCUUUAAACUUUACGAUCUUGAUAAUGAUGGCUACAUAACUCGCGAUGAGAUGCUGAACAUCGUGGACGCCAUCUACCAGAUGGUGGGGAACACAGUGGAGUUACCUGAAGAGGAAAACACACCAGAAAAAAGAGUUGAUCGCAUCUUUGCUAUGAUGGAUAAGAAUGCUGAUGGGAUGUUGACUCUACAGGAGUUUCAGGAGGGCUCUAAGGCUGACCCGUCUAUUGUACAGGCACUCUCCCUUUAUGAUGGACUGGUUUAGGACCAUCUCAAAGUGACAUUCAGUAAUCAAUACAACACAUUUAUGUCAUUCUGCUGGCACUGUGAGAGGAAAGCUGACCUGUCACCAAUCUCCUGGACAUGCCAACACAGAGGUGCGUUGUGGGAAAUGCUCUUGGGAGGCGAUCAGCUGUCAAUCACUCAUCCCCACUGUCACUGGAAAACCAAAAUCCUUUGAAGAACUCAAUCGGGAAGAAAUAUGCACACUAAAAGAUGGCUCCAGUGCCCUUUUGUGUGAAUGAAAAAAGAGACACUCAUAAGGACAGUGACUUUGAGGGCAUCCACAUCAGUGUUAUUAAAUGUGUAUAAGUCAUAUAAUCUAAACACCAAUGAGUUAAUGGUGUUUGUUUGCCAUAAGUGAUUGAAUGGACCUAGCUGGAUUUUGGUCUAGACUUCGCUACACGAUGAAACAAGAUGAAGUUGCAAGCACUGGCAUUGAACAACAUGUAUUUAUUUAGAUAACAUUUAUAUGUAAAUCAGCAGCAUUCAACAAUAAACAACAACUGAUCAUUAGGCCUUAUAAAUCCAUUGCUUAUUCUUCAGAAUCAGUAGUUAAACUUCAAUAACCCCAACGUAUUAUUAUAUGAGACUGUAUCUGCUGACAUGCUUGACCCACAGGCAGUCUUACUGUGCCCUUUGUGAUGUAGAAUGCAACUUUUCGACAGUAUUACAUAUGACUGUUGUGAUGGUGUGGGCGUAAAUGUGAUGCAUUCAACACUCAUCUUGUACCAGUACAAAUAUAUAUAACAAUCUCCACACAUGCCCACAGUAUUCGAAAAUCUGCACAUUGUUGGUAUAUUUAUAUUUCUGGUAAUGUUGGCUGGGUGUGGAUAAAAUUACACUACUUUGAAAUGAGCUACUGUCAUGUUAUUUUUUUUGAAGCCCAACAUUUUGUCUUUUUAACAUUGUCAUCUGGUAAUGUUACAUGGUCGUCUGCUGUCCACUUACAAAAUGCAUCGUUGAGUUUGUCUUCAUGUCACCCAGACACUGCAGUAGAUGAAAUAUUGUGGUUAUGGGGUAACAAUAAUGCAGUAUAAUCCUAAUGGGCUCUCUUAAAUAAUUUUUUUUUUAAGAAAA